Messenger RNA from Vicugna pacos (alpaca), 1426 nucleotides. RefSeq names its product olfactory receptor 5M10. The record is from RefSeq and is a predicted model, not a curated record. Lineage: Eukaryota; Metazoa; Chordata; Mammalia; Artiodactyla; Camelidae. Gene Ontology annotation, molecular function: G protein-coupled receptor activity; olfactory receptor activity. Gene Ontology annotation, biological process: G protein-coupled receptor signaling pathway. Gene Ontology annotation, cellular component: membrane.
AAGUGUGUGUGUAGAGAGUUAACACAGAGACAUAAAGUGAAAAUAAUUAUCGAAACCUUCUGAUGCAUUUGUUGAGAAGAGUAAUUUCCCGAGAGAUAAAUAGAUCAAAAGUAAAUGAUACAAGAAUGGAAUAAAUGCAGAGUCUGGGUUAGACAGAAUUCUUCAUCUUUUUGUCAAUUUCAGUUUUUUUCAAGGGACAAGAAAAUGUCUUCCCCAAACCACACUCUGGUGACAGAAUUCAUUCUCCUGGGACUCACAGACAACCCAGUGUUAGAGAAGACCCUGUUUGGGGUGUUUCUGGUGAUCUACCUAAUCACGCUGGCAGGGAACCUGGGCAUGAUCGUGCUGAUCAGGACCAAUGCCCACCUCCAAACCCCCAUGUACUUCUUCCUCAGCCACCUGUCCUUUGUAGACAUUUGCUAUUCCUCCAACAUCACUCCAAAUAUGCUGUUCAAUUUCCUCUCAGACCAGAAGACCAUCUCUUAUGCUGCAUGCUUCACACAGUGUCUGCUCUUCAUUGCCCUGGUGAUCACUGAGUUUUAUAUCCUUGCUUCAAUGGCGUUGGAUCGCUAUGUGGCCAUUUGCAGCCCUUUACAUUACAGCAUCAGGAUGUCCAAGAGCAUCUGCCUCUCUCUAGUCACAGUCCCUUACUCUUGUGGCUUCCUUAAUGGGCUCUCUCAGGCACUGCUGACUUUCCACUUGUCCUUCUGUGGCUCCCGUGAAAUCAAUCAUUUCUACUGUGCUGACCCUCCUCUCAUGAUGCUGGCCUGCUCUGACACCCGAGUCAAGAAGACGGCAAUGUUUGCAGUUGCUGGUUUUACCCUCUCCAGCUCUCUCCUCAUCAUUCUCCUGUCCUACCUCUUCAUCAUUGCCAGCAUCUUGAGGAUCCGCUCUGCAGAAGGCAGGUGCAAAGCCUUUUCUACUUGUGGUUCCCACCUGACAAUAGUCACUAUAUUUUAUGGAACCCUCUUUUGCAUGUACUUAAGGCCCCCAUCUGAGAAGUCUGUAGAGCAGUCCAAAAUAAUUGCAAUCUUCUAUAGUUUUUUGAGCCCAAUACUGAACCCAUUGAUCUACAGUAUGAGGAACAAGGAUGUGAUCCAAGCCUUGCAGCAGAUGAUUAAGAGAAAUCUUUCGUAAAAUUGCAGUUUAAGGAUAUGCUCAUUUGUAAUGACUAAGUGUCUGUGACAACCUACUGUUUAGAACCUAGAAAUGAGAAACAUUGGAUUCUGCCUGUGAUAGAGUUCCCAGUUUCAAUUUUUGAGGAUCAACAUCAUUUACUGUGGGACAUUCCUUUAACUUAUAACAAACUUCCUUCUGGCUAAGUAAAGAGUUGUGUCUUAUUCUUAGCAACCAGAAUGUUCUCAUAUCAAGAUUUAUAAUCCUCUUUCAAAAUGUGUUUUAAAAUCACUGCAAAGUACUUGUACAU